AUGAGUGAUAACGACGACAACGUGUACGACCCCGACGAGGUGGAGGAGGUGGAUGAGAAGGAUCGGUACGACCCCAACGAUUUGGAGGAGAUGGAGUAUGUGAAGGGGCUGGAGGAGAAGGAUCGGUUCUACUUUGACAAAGACAUGUACAAUAGUGGCGAUUUAGACGAUUUAGAAGAAUACCCCGACUACUCCAAUUAG
Caenorhabditis elegans is the source of this 201-nucleotide messenger RNA. RefSeq names its product Protein KRI1 homolog (gene Y119D3B.21). Lineage: Eukaryota; Metazoa; Nematoda; Chromadorea; Rhabditida; Rhabditidae. The coding region runs from base 1 to 201 and encodes 66 amino acids. The record is from RefSeq and is marked reviewed. The transcript has a single exon.